AUGUUCUUGGUCAGGCUUCACCACUUCGAUCCUCUUAUGGAAGCAACCUCCAUACUGGCUCAAAUUUCUCAUGAAGCUGACCUGAAAUUCUCGUCGUCGAAGUUCUCCCUAAUUACCUCGUACCCUUCCCUUCGCUUCGUCGCAACAUUUCAAAUCUCGCACCGUUUCUUCGCCAACUAUUUCGUCGAUCGGAAUCACAGUUCAAGGGUUUCCCUCCAAUCCUUCUAUAAUGCCAUGUACGCUGGUAUAGUUUUUUCUUCAAUGACCAUUCAUUUUCCAGAAACAACAAGCCGCAUGGUCCUUCAAUUCGAGUCUUCAAAUCAUACGAGGAUGCAAAUGCAUCGUGUGUUAAAAUUAUCACCUUCUCAAGAGGAGGAAUUAGGCCAAAUUCAACAUGAUCGAUUUUUCUCUAUCAUUUCACAAGAUUUUAGAGACAUCGUAACAGGAUUACCCUCGUUCCCAAAUGAUUCAAUUUUCGUUAGUCUAACGAGUUCACAAGUCAAGUUUUGUUGUGCUUCAGAAGAGAGAAUUCUUACCAAAGAGGGUGGACGAUGCGUAAUUGUAGGUUAUGAAGGGCAAGCUGAAAUUGUAUUUCAAAUCAAUCUCAAUCCCAAGUGGUUUUUCUUUAAUUUGAGUUAUGGAGCAUAUAGGAUAUGGUUUUACAAGACAAUUGAUUCUCGUUGUGUAAUCUUUAUCCCAGCCUUUGGAUUGAAUGCCCAAUAUGUGAUCUACUUUUCCUAA
Messenger RNA from Cucurbita pepo subsp. pepo (vegetable marrow), 741 nucleotides. Lineage: Eukaryota; Viridiplantae; Streptophyta; Magnoliopsida; Cucurbitales; Cucurbitaceae. The record is from RefSeq and is a predicted model, not a curated record.